UUUGUCAUAUACUGUACAUAUUAGUGACCUAUUGUCUAUAAAAUAGUUGCAAUUUUACGACGGUCCCUAACUACCUCUCUAGUGACAGGCUCGUUGGACAGACAUUCAGUUCUUUGCGCUCUAAACUGCGUCGUCAUCUUUGGUGAUUUUGAGUUAACUAAAACUGUGAAACAUCUGUCUAAAUAAGCUCUCCAACAUACCCUGAAACUGGGGGAAAUCGAAGUAUUGACAUGGAGCUAUUGAAGAACCAGAGUUUUGCAUAACUUCACCAAGAACCACUGCUGCUAUACAGGAAUAAUCCAAUGAGGCCGAAACAUCCAAUGAGGCCUGAGGUGUACUACUGAUGAUGUGUCCCUUGGAUCACCCAUCAAGGGGGAUGCUCACUUGAAAACUUUACUGUCAAAUACACUGCCAAGGGAGUGGCCAAUUUUCCUUUCAUAAGCAGAGUUGGAAUAAAUAGUUGCUUUGGACCAGACUGCAAAGAUCUGAUUUUUGAAAGCACGGAACCCAACACUCGGCCACGAUGAUUUAUCUUUCAGGGCUUGUUGGCUUUCUGUUGGUGCUAACAGCUGAGGCCAGAGUUGGAAACUCAUCUCAGUUGCAGUUCUGUACUGAGACAGAACAGUGCCUGCUGUUUGAUCGGAUUUGUGAGACUGACAAAUAUGAGGUCCGUCACUAUGACUCCGUGAAAUGGGUUUCAACUGACGAGACAUCCCUAUUCAUGGAUAUUGCAGUAAUGAGAGCAUUCAAACGACUGUUUAACUACAUCACUGGUGCCAACGAGAAUGGAAAGAAAAUUAAAAUGACAGCUCCUGUUCUUAUUAAAAUUUCCGAGGACAAGUCAUUUUGGCAAACGGGUACCUACACAAUGAGUUUCUUGCUGCCAUCUGAAGAUCAGACAAAUCCCCCCAAACCUAAUGAUAAUAAGGUGUACAUCCACCGGAUGGCAGAGAUGAAGGUGUAUGUACGGGGCUAUGGAGGAUGGAUGACGAGCAUGUCUGACAAAAUCAAAGCGAGCAGUCUGUCCUCCGACCUUGACUUAGUCGGUGCAGAGUACAACAAAGGCUUCCACUAUGCUGUUGGAUAUAACAGUCCAAUGACCAUAUUUAACAGGCGCAAUGAGGUGUGGUAUGUCGUUGGGGAUGACCCGGUGUGUCCCAGCAGCGAGGAAUUGGACUCUUGAAUAUUAUGAGCCCUGUGCGAUGACAGCUUACAGCAGACAUUGUAUAUGAAGAGAUGAUGUCUCUGGAAAUUGCUUCAAGUCAUAGUGUGUCAAAUAAAUAACCUGCCAGCAAGAACACAGAAUUUAAAAAUGCUGAUACAUUAGAAUUAAUUGUGUACACCAUGUAGCACUUGUGAAGAUGGUUUUACAUUUGCUAGUUAGGUUGCUUUCUGCUUUAUUCAAUAAACUUCCCCUUUUGCAGUGA
This is a messenger RNA of Perca flavescens (yellow perch), 1427 nucleotides long. RefSeq names its product heme-binding protein soul5 (gene soul5). Lineage: Eukaryota; Metazoa; Chordata; Actinopteri; Perciformes; Percidae. Bases 524 to 1183 code for a protein of 219 amino acids. The record is from RefSeq and is a predicted model, not a curated record. The transcript is spliced from 10 exons. Gene Ontology annotation, molecular function: heme binding.